Molecule: messenger RNA, 1917 nt
Organism: Brugia pahangi
Lineage: Eukaryota; Metazoa; Nematoda; Chromadorea; Rhabditida; Onchocercidae
Source: the annotation of a GenBank genome assembly
AUGUCUGCAUGCUGUGGAUUGCAACAACAACAACAACAACAACAACAACAACCGAUACCAGUGGUACCAUUGAUCACACCGUAUCCGUUGCAACCAAUAAUACCUGUGGUGCAACAAGAAAAACAAUGCAAUUGUAUUAAUUUACUAGCACAAGUGAAAUCAUGUGACUGUGCAAAUAUCCAGGUAAAUCAAUGCGGUUGCACACCAGUUGCACGCUCAAAUUGCAAUUGUGCUGCACUGCAUGAGCAGUAUAUGAAUUGUGGUUGUGAAUCACUUCAUUAUAAUAUAACUUGUAACUGUCCACAGCAAAGGAUACAUUGUAUGCCUUCAUGUAUGCCUGAUUGUUCACAAGAAUGUAUUAAUCGAGAAAUGAUUAAUCAAGUCAUCUUUAAUACCCAAUAUCAACAACCACCACAACAACAACACCAAAUUGAGUGCAUUGCAUUUUGCAUGCCAUUAUGUGAGCCGCAAUGUGUGAAAAUGUUCGAAUCAAAUCAGAUGCAAACUUAUUUGCAACCUGUCAUUAUGCAAUCACAAUCUCAACCAUCAAUUUUUGCAAUGCCACCUGAAUUUUCCUAUAAUCUACAAACCAAAAAACAGUUACCAUUUGGUGUGAUACCUUCGCAAGGUCAAUCUGCUUUACCCUUCCCAACACAACCUUGCCCAUCAUCUAACUGUGAAUCAAAUUGUCCAACUCAGUGUAGCAAUCGAAAUUGCUGCAAAAUGUGUCAAAACAUGCCAUCAUGCAGUCAGUCUACUGCUAUUUCACACAAUCAACAAUCGCCAUUUUCAGUACAAAUUCAACAACCACGUUGCGUGACAAUUUGCAUGCCAUCCUGUGAACCGCAAUGCAUUCAACAAGCUUGUCCACCUGCUUGUCAACCUAUGUGCGAGUCACAGUGCAUGCAGAAAGUACUCAAUCAAGUAAUACUGCUUGCGCAGCAACAGUCACAACCAUCUCAGAUGUCAUCACAACUACAACCACAACUCUUUCAUCCUCAAUCUGAAUCGAUUAAAUCAUCGACACAAAUACUACGACCACCACCGCUUCCUCAAACUCAUUGUGUACCACAAUGUAUGCCUCAAUGUUUGCAAGAAUGUAUACAGCAAGUUUGUGUUGCAGCAUGCAAACCUGCUUGUUUACCAGAAUGCAUAGAGCAGCAACAGAAGAAAGUUUUCCUUGUCACAAAGCAUCAACAACAACAACAAUGUGUAGCACAAUGUCAACCGGAAUGUCAACCGACAUGUGUAGAAAAAGCUUGCGUAUUAGCUUGUCAACCGAUGUGUGACCCUCAAUGUACACAACAACAGAAACCACUUGUGGUAACAACCGAAGCACAUCAACCGGAAACAUCAUCUGCCAGCGUAUGCUUAUCAUCAUGUAUGCCAGAUUGUUUGCCAGAUUGUUUACAAAAACAGCAACAGAUACAGCUGCAAACACAUAAAUUCCAUCCGCAUUGCCCACAAAUAUGUCAACCGGCCUGCAAUCAACAAUGUUUAGAACAACAACAACAAAUUUGCUCUAAAACUUGCUUACCAUCAUGUCAAUCAUCGUGCAAAAAUAAUGCACGCUGUGUGCAAGAAUGUAGCGCAAAUUGUGAACAUUCCUGCAUAGAACAAAUUCCGCAAGCGGUAUCUUCAAUUAAGCAGCAUUCACCGGAAUAUAAAAUACAAGGAUGCGGUUUGGAUUGUAAGGCUACGGAACCAUUCCGUUGCGUACCGCAAUGUCAGCCAACAUGCAUGAAAUCAUGCAUCGAACAGCAAACAUCCGGUCAAUAUCAACAACUGAAGCCAUUAAAUGAUUGCAUGCAACAGCAAUCUGAUGGAUGUUCUUGCGCAAUCGGUUAUACGCCUUGCUCGCAAAAUAAUAAUUGUUGCCUAAGGCGACGACGUCAUAUUGUCUUGCAAAAACAAUAG